Puccinia graminis f. sp. tritici CRL 75-36-700-3 is the source of this 396-nucleotide messenger RNA. RefSeq lists its product as uncharacterized. NCBI's taxonomy places the organism in Eukaryota, Fungi, Basidiomycota, Pucciniomycetes, Pucciniales, Pucciniaceae. The transcript is spliced from 4 exons. The record is from RefSeq and is a predicted model, not a curated record. The coding region runs from base 1 to 396 and encodes 131 amino acids.
AUGCGACAUAGUGAAGAGUUUCGGGACGGGACUGCCACGAACAGGAUCGUCUUGACUCUUGUCGAGGCAGUGGCCGGCUCGGCCAGUCGCAGAAGAGGCACCCGACCGGCUGCACCAGAACCGGUUAGGGAUUGGACCCGGUCACCGAGGCAAUACUCGACCCGACUCGAAAGUGGAAAUUCAAAUCGCUUUAUGUAUCACCAAACCCAUCUCGGCUUUCAGUCGCUUGUAGAUGGCUCCAAUAAGCUUGAAGCUGCUGCUCAACUCGAUCCAAGCUUGUACCACCCAAGUGGUUAUUGGAAGUGGGCGCUCUCGGAUCGGGUUACCGUUCGAGCGAUGUCCUACUUCCAAUCGAUGAUUCGAUCUUCGGGCCCCGCCAACCAAGAGCUUCGUUGA